Messenger RNA from Cylas formicarius (sweet potato weevil), 2666 nucleotides. Its product is annotated as vesicle-fusing ATPase 1-like. The record is from RefSeq and is a predicted model, not a curated record. Gene Ontology annotation, cellular component: Golgi stack. Gene Ontology annotation, molecular function: ATP hydrolysis activity; ATP binding. NCBI's taxonomy places the organism in Eukaryota, Metazoa, Arthropoda, Insecta, Coleoptera, Brentidae. Bases 120 to 2342 code for a protein of 740 amino acids. Gene Ontology annotation, biological process: Golgi to plasma membrane protein transport; SNARE complex disassembly; intra-Golgi vesicle-mediated transport. The transcript is spliced from 10 exons.
CUCUGACCAAUAAUAUCGCCUCCCACACUUCAAAAAAACAUCUGUCAGAUGGAAGUCUUGUCGGAUUAUUGAUUUUGAAUUCGGAGGGUCUGCAUUGCGCCAUAUAACGCGAAUUGAUAAUGGCCGUUUUCAAGGUAACCAAGUGUCCCACCGACGAAUUAUCCCUGACCAACUGUGCGAUCGUUAACGACAACGAUUUUCCGGGAGUGAAGCACAUCCGAAUAAACACCGGCGGAGGUCAAAAUUUCGUGUUUUCCGUGAAAACUCACCCGGGGGUGCCGCGGUACCAUGUCGGGUUUAGUUUACCGCAGAGAAAGUGGGCGGUUUUGUCUCUCAAUCAGGAGGUCGGGGUCGAGCCUUACACUCCUGACGAAUAUCUAUCCUCUGUUGUGCUCGAAGUGGACUAUAUGCAGAAAAAAGUGACUUCUCAAGAACAAUAUGAUACCGACGAAAUGGCGAAAGAGUUUUUGUUGUCGUUUCCCAAUCAGAUAUUUACCGUCGGUCAGCAGUUGGCUUUCGCUUUCAAGGAUAAAAAGCUGCUGCUUCUCGUCGUCAAAGAUUUGGAAGCUGCUAAUAUUUCCGCCAUCAAGGAAAACCGGGACGCCAAAGCAAAAAAGGCCCGAAUCGGCCAGCUCAUUCCAAACACCACGGUACAGUUUGAAAAAGCCGAAAAUUCCAGUAUCAAUCUCGUGGGUAAAUCGAAGGGGAAACAAGUUCGACAGUCGAUCAUAAAUCCCGACUGGGAUUUCCAGAAGAUGGGCAUCGGGGGGCUGAGCAACGAGUUUAACGCGAUAUUUCGACGGGCUUUCGCGUCCCGCGUGUUCCCCCCGGAAAUAGUCGAGCAGUUGGGCUGCAAGCACGUAAAGGGCAUCCUACUGUACGGUCCUCCGGGUACGGGCAAGACCCUAAUGGCCAGGCAAAUUGGGAAAAUGCUGAACGCGAGGGAGCCGAAAAUAGUGAACGGGCCCCAAAUCUUGGAUAAGUACGUUGGCGAGUCGGAGGCGAACGUGAGGAGGCUGUUCGCGGAGGCCGAGGAGGAGGAGAAACGGGCGGGGCCCAACAGCGGCCUGCACAUCAUCAUCUUCGACGAGAUCGACGCCAUUUGCAAGCAGAGGGGCUCGGUGGCGGGCAACACGGGAGUCCACGACACGGUGGUCAACCAGUUGCUGUCGAAAAUCGACGGUGUCGAGCAGCUCAACAACAUCCUGGUCAUAGGCAUGACGAACCGGCGAGACAUGAUCGACGAAGCGUUGAUGAGGCCCGGGCGUCUCGAGGUGCAGGUGGAGAUCAGCUUGCCCGACGAGGAAGGCCGCGUGCAGAUCCUCGACAUCCACACCGCGCGUAUGAGGCACUUUAAAAAAAUCAGCCCCGACGUGGACGCGAAGGAACUCGCCGCGCUGACUAAAAACUUCUCGGGGGCGGAGCUCGAGGGUCUGGUUCGCGCCGCCCAAUCGACCGCAAUGAACCGCCUCAUCAAGGCGUCGAACAAGGUCGAGGUCGAUCCCGAGGCCAUGGAGAAGCUGCUAGUCACGCGGGCCGACUUCAUGCACGCCCUCGAGCACGACAUCAAGCCCGCGUUCGGCACCGCGGAGGAGAUCAUCAACCAGUAUUUGGCGCGCGGCGUCAUCAAUUGGGGCCCCCCCGUCACCGCCAUCCUCGAAGACGGCAUGCUGUUCACGCAACAGGCCAGGUCGACGGACACUUCCGGCCUGGUGUCGAUCCUCAUCGAAGGGGCGCCGAAUUCGGGCAAGACCGCGCUCGCCGCUCAACUCGCGAAGAACUCGGACUUUCCGUUCGUGAAGGUGUGCUCCCCUGAGGAAAUGGUCGGUUUCACGGAGACCGCGAAGUGUCUGAGCAUCCGCAAGGUGUUCGACGACGCUUAUCGCUCGACCCUCAGCUGCAUCCUCGUCGAUAACAUCGAGCGGCUGCUCGAUUACGGCCCCAUAGGUCCCCGGUACUCGAACUUGACGCUGCAGGCGUUGCUGGUGUUGCUGAAGAAGGAACCGCCUCCCGGCAAGAAGCUGCUCGUGUUGUGCACGAGCAGCAGACGCGAGGUGCUCGAGGAGAUGGAGAUGCUGUCCGCGUUCACCGCCGUCCUCCACGUGCCUAAUCUGUCCAAGCCCGAGCACGUGCUCAACGUCAUCGAGACGUCCGAGAUAUUCAGCAACCAGGAACUGAAGCAGAUCACGCACCAUCUGCACGGCAAAAGGAUCUUCAUCGGGAUCAAAAAGUUGCUCGCGUUGCUCGACAUGAGCCGCCAGACCGAGGAACGACUGCGGGUGAUCAAGUUCAUUACGAAACUGGAGGAGGACGGGGCCCUCGAGGAUCCCGGCAUGGCGUAGACUAAGGAGUCCCAAAAUACUAAUCGUUAUCGUUGUGAAUGUGAUACCUCGUAGCGUUAGGCUUUCAAGAUUAUUUAUUUCGUCGGUGCUGACAAACAACGGUCAAUUUGUAGCGUGUUCAGUUUUGCGCUUCUCCUCCCCCAUUAUCUUCCGCGUAGACGCGGGCCGGGCCCUUAGGUCAACACGCAAUAAGUACUGGGAGGACGGUCGGGGUCGCCGACGUCCGCCCUAACCCCCUGUUAUCGUUUUUGUAUGGAUAUUUUUUCAAGAAACGUUCGAAAUAUAUUACGGUUAGUUCAGAUUUCGACUCUUAUUUUGGUCCUC